Molecule: messenger RNA, 1776 nt
Organism: Suillus discolor
Lineage: Eukaryota; Fungi; Basidiomycota; Agaricomycetes; Boletales; Suillaceae
Exons: 6
Coding region: 1-1776 (591 amino acids)
Source: RefSeq, a predicted model, not a curated record
AUGGCCGAUAGUGAUUUGUCUAUAUCAUAUGUCAAGAGCACUUCAGAUCCUCCAAUUUCAUGCCACCCACCCACCUAUGCAUCUACACCACUCAAUAAGUCUUGUAGCGAUAGGGCUCACACUAUUCGGCACAAUCUAGCCCUUAUGUUCACUUAUGACAUGGGUGUCACUUAUGUGAAGCAUUACUCACAUGAGCUUCCUUCCAUUUUUCGUUCCAUCAACCACAUCAACGCUCUCCUACACUUACAUUUCCAGGUCCUUUACUCCAAGCUACCUACUUCCCAUGUUGAGGACUGGGGGAAGGCGAGUGGGACCGAGAGACGACAAAUCUUCAAAGCGGCCGCCAGAGAAGCCAGACUCUUGGCUCCAAAGAUGGACCAAGAGCUCUUGAAGCAACGAAAAGAGAAAUACAGGCAGUGGUUCCACAACUACAAGAAACACAAGGCCAAUGCCAAAGCGCCAAUGAAGCUGCAAAAAAAAUGGACAGCACGCCGAGUAAUUGAAGAGCAGCACAAGGCCGACAUUCUUCAGCAAAUACAUGAAGAAAUUGAGGAUGAGACUGGGCAGAAGCCUGAGCAGAAAGAAAUCUUCAGGAGGUAUCAACCCACUAUGACGGCAAUCAUGAAAGGGCUGGGCGACAAUGAGUUGGAGGAAGCCCGGGCAAAGGCCGACGAGUGGACAAAUCAAGCACCUGACCCCGCAGUCCAGGCCAAGACGGCUAGGAAGAAGGGUGAAAAGAUGAUCAAGCACUUCACAAAGGAGAUGUUUACUCAGGCCAGUAUGAGACUCUUUGUAUUGGGUUCCUGGAAGGAUGAGAAGGGUGGCCUACUUACAUCCGGGCAAGUUGAUACAGUCGGUCGGUCGGUCAUUUUGCUUACAUGGUUUGGCAGAUUUGACUUCAAUGAACACCUCGGGAUAGGCUCCAGCUUCAUGAAAUGCAAGGACUGGCAGGUCAUCUUACCGGCAUGGGAAGAUUUCAUAGGUGAUGCAUUCAACCAGGAUCAAGACCAGGACGGCACGCUGCUCGGAGGCACUCGCCGGGUUCCCAAGCCUUACCAUGAGUUCGACCUGGACCGCAUGGGUUUGCCGAUGUUGCCCGAUAUUGAGGGCGUGUCUCUUGACGCCAAGAAGGGAAUGAUUCGGUCAUUUCUCACCAUUCAUUACCGUAAGCCUGUUGAUAGAAAACCUGCAGCAUCAUCUGAUGCCCACCGCCACAGGAAUAUGAUGUGGAAAGCCAAAGGUCCCAGUGCCUUGGAGCGACAUAAUGAAGGGACAAUCAUGGACCCUUCGAAAUUGCAAUGGAAUGAAGCCAACACCUUGUUGGAAUGUUGGUUAGACCGACAAGACAACCAGGUAGGGCUCACAUUGAAGUUCAAGGCCUGGAUCGAUGACAAGGGCAAGAUGAGGGCUCCUGUCAGCAAAGAGUCUGAUGACUCUAACGGUGAUGCUGAUGAUGAGGGCAUGUGGCCCAUGCCAACCAAAAAGUCAUCGGCCGCCGCUGCACCAUCACCAGCCGGAGUUCCCAAAGUGCGGCCUAGGUUCAUCAAACGAGCUCAUGUCAGUUCCGCCAAUGAAGAAUCUGACAAGACCGAUGCAGAUGUGCCUCUGCCGAAGGUAAACAAACAUGCACCCUACCAUGCAUCCGUAACACCUACAGGAGCCCCAGCUCUGCCUACGCCUGCCCCCGCUCUACUAGACUCUCCGCGCGGCGGUGCGCUGCCCGCGCCUAGAAAGACAGUGGUCUGGACCGCUGUGACCCCGCCCCUGGCGCUAUGA